GAAAGAAGGCUCGCCAACCCCCGUGGUGUGGCGCUUGUGGCAGCAGUCAUGGCGCAACAAUGCCUCUGGGCACCAAGCACGGAGUCCAACACAUUUGAUGAUCGAAAGUCACGCGUAGCAAUCACCCCCACACUAUCUCCUUGCUGACCCCGCCUCCGCCACAGCCUUGAGCAUAAAACAGCAUCAUAUCGUGAAUCUAUCCUAACUCUGCAUCAAAGCAUGGCAGUACCACGAACAGUGUUUCGCGACCGUCUAUCAAUAUCAAAUGAGUUAUACCGUCUAGUCCAAGAUCAACUUUCGGAAGCGCCGCGCACGAAUACCCUCAAUGAUUUGAAGACCACAAUAGAGACGCUCUCUACCUUCACUGGCGCUUGUGAGUCUGUUCUGACAGAUAUCAGUUCGCGAGGGCAGGAGACGGAUCUUCGCACUGCAGUGGAAGGAAUAAGGAAUGUGCUCACAUGGGCUAAGUUUCUCGAUACUAUUAGGACAACUCCCUCCGAUCCUAAUUUUCUCUUCCGUGCACACAAGCACGCGGCUACGAGCCAGCCUACAUUUGUCCCGGACCUGGAUGUGCCUUUCGACCUCGGGUUCAGGCGCACUCACUCCAUCGAUAAAUUCGUAGAGGAUUUGGCCGAACAUCUGGGCAAGACAAGGAAAGCAAAGAGUGAGACAUAUUUCGUGUCAAUGAGUCCAAUACUCGAAUGGACAAUUCACACAGCAGGGCAGAAAUGGAUACAUAGAGGUCAGGAUGAAGUUGGCCUUGCUAUAUUCGACGUUAAGAAGCUGCAGCAGAAUUCGGGCACAAUCAUUUUCCGAGUCUCGGAUGUUCUCAAGUUUCUCGCAGGCGAAGGUAAGGACUCUCUCAUUGAACAAGGUCUCCAACAAUGGGCGCGGAAUUGCGACGAGUAUGUAUCAGUGGGUAAAAUUUCUGAUGAUGGAUUGGUGAGGUGGGUUGCGUGGGAUAAACUAUAUCUGUCGCCUGCAAAUAUCCUUUCAAAGCGGUGCUUUGUGAGGGCUCGCACCCUUGGAGUGUAUCGUAAAUGGAUACAGGAAUACCAACAGCCUAUUGAGCUAGAAGAUAUCUGUCAGAGGAUGGUCGAGUUUGGGAAGGUUCUAGCUGGGCCACAAGAAGAUCUUCUUUCGCCAUUGAUCGAGCUAUUGCUCAAGCCAGGCAUUUUAUUUUGGGGUUUCAUAAAUGAAUCAUCCGAAGAGGUUGUUAUAGCAAGUAUACGAGCACUCGUUGAUGAAACAGGUCUGGAGAGUCUUUCUGGCCUUACGAUUUAAGAUAAAAAUG
Pseudogymnoascus verrucosus is the source of this 1294-nucleotide messenger RNA. RefSeq lists its product as uncharacterized. The coding region runs from base 220 to 1284 and encodes 354 amino acids. The transcript has 2 exons. The record is from RefSeq and is a predicted model, not a curated record. Lineage: Eukaryota; Fungi; Ascomycota; Leotiomycetes; Thelebolales; Thelebolaceae.